AUGCAUGAAUGUAUAGCUCAAAAUUAUAGCCUGAUUCCCAUACCAUAUGGCGGAGGCGUUGUCAGCGACCUCUUCUCCGAAUGCGAUCGCGCUGCAGGUAUGGCGCUGUACUUUAUCGGACCCUUGGUAGGUCCUGCGGUCGGGCCCGUCAUGGGGGGCUUCAUCACAGAGUCGAUCGGCAUACAAUACAAUUUCUACGUCGUCGCAAUCUGUGGCAUUGCUGCAAUACCCGGCAUUAUUUUCAUGAGAGAAUCUAAUGCCCCAGUUAUUCGGCUUCGCCAUGAAAAAACGUCAUUGGAUCUCGAAAAGGCAGCCACGACACACCCUGCCUUUACUAUGAGCAAAUGGGCUUAUCUGUGGAUAAACCUUAAACGACCUAUCAUGAUUAUGACCCCGAGUUUUAUAUGUUUUAUCUUGAGUUUACGCAUGGCUCUGAUAUACGGCAUCUACUACUUGAUGUUCACUACUCCCCCCGACCUCUUUGUAAACGUGUACCGCUUCAGCAUCGGAAUCGGAGGUCUAGCAUAUAUCGGCUUUGGUGUUGGGUUCAUAUCUGCCACCAUAUUUGGCGCAAAAAUCUGCGACAAGACAUAUCUAUACCUUGCUGCGAAAAACGGAGGAAAGGGUAAACCAGAGAUGCAUGUGCCCGCCAUGAUAUUCGGCUCGUUGGUCGUCCCAGUGGGACUAUUUUGGUAUGGAUCGUCUGCUCAGGCCAAGCUGCAUUUCAUCAUGCCCAUCAUCGGCACUGCUAUCUUUGGAUUCGGCAUAAUGAGAGCCUCUCUUGCUAUUCAGUUGUACCUCGUAGACACGUUCACAUAUGCUGCGAGUGCUGUCGCAGCUGCUUCUGUGAGUCUUUCCAUCCUUCAGAUGUUCGCUGCGCUCGGUUAUGGAGGGGGCAACUUGCUCCUUGCAGACCUUGCCAUCGUUUUGGGUAUACCCUUUCCUAUCUGGAUAUAUUAUGCUGGUGAACGUAUGCGUGCGAGGAGUUCUUUGACUCGUUGA
This is a messenger RNA of Suillus discolor, 1002 nucleotides long. Its product is annotated as major facilitator superfamily domain-containing protein. The record is from RefSeq and is a predicted model, not a curated record. Lineage: Eukaryota; Fungi; Basidiomycota; Agaricomycetes; Boletales; Suillaceae. Gene Ontology annotation, molecular function: transmembrane transporter activity. The coding region runs from base 1 to 1002 and encodes 333 amino acids. Gene Ontology annotation, biological process: transmembrane transport. The transcript is spliced from 9 exons.